Strongylocentrotus purpuratus (purple sea urchin) is the source of this 1495-nucleotide messenger RNA. RefSeq lists its product as uncharacterized. The coding region runs from base 190 to 1050 and encodes 286 amino acids. The transcript is spliced from 2 exons. The record is from RefSeq and is a predicted model, not a curated record. Lineage: Eukaryota; Metazoa; Echinodermata; Echinoidea; Camarodonta; Strongylocentrotidae.
UGCUAUUCAAGGACGACCUAAUAAAAACAGGAGCAUACACGCUUGAGCAAAAUUCCCGUACAGAUGAUCGUUUUAUUUCAUUCAGCUGAUAGUUGACGAUCGGACAGGUUUAUGCAUUUCAGACAGGCGACAUAAUAACUGGUGUCAACAGAAUAUCUCCAUCCGUUCGACUACGAGAAUCAAUCAAGAAUGAAGUCAAUCGGAGGCUAUCAGAUUCUCUCAGGAGUUUGGGUGUUUUUUCUUUUGCUUUUCAAGCAGACGAUUGCUCUUUCACCAGACGAGAUCGCAGCGUUCGGUGCCAGAACCUUCACCGACACAAACACCGGUCUCCAGGGAACUAUUACGAUCACGGAGUACGAUGAACUUAACUACGUCAUCACGGCCAACGGCAUCCCUGACCACGAGGCAGGCCCUUACCCGAACGACCAGGAUUCCAGCGUGAUCAUCGAGCAGGAUUUUGUGUAUUACAUUUUGAAAACGCCAGUGCAAGCGAGCGAAGUGACCGAGCUCCCUAUGGGGACCAUAGGCUUGGCUCUCAAUGGUGUCCCCUACUUUAACCCUUACACCCGUAUUGGGACCAACGCGGUGGAGAAUGAGCUAUUCGAUUCCUGCGACGGUCACCCAACUCCAGAGGCGGGAACAUACCACUACCACGACCAUCCCAGUUGCGUGUUCGAUUUAGAGAGCGGACUGCCGUCCGAGGUCGUUGGCGUCGCAUUGGACGGCUAUCCCAUCUACGGACCCAACGAUGAGAACGGCAAUGAACUAAUGACUGCGGACUUGGAUGACUGCCAUGGACGAUGGGUAAAUGGAAGCUACCAAUACCAUAUCACCCAAGACUUCCCCUACAUACUGGGCUGCUAUACAGGCGUGGUUGAUGAUCGAAAUAUGAUGGGGGGAGGUGGCGGUCCUCCUCCUAGACAGAAUCCCAGCGGCGAUCCUCCUGGACAGGAUCCCAGCGACAAUCCCAGCGGCAAUGCCAUGACAUUAACUUGCCGUGGUUAUGUACACCUGUUGCUUCUUGUCGUUAGUCUAUCCGUAUUGUUCUAGUAACGGCUGGCUUCUCGUGGAACUGAAGUGGUUCAAUUGACUGUGACGUAGGCCUUAAGUUGAGAAAUAGUCCUUUUUCGAUAAUCAGUAGUAACUUUUUCUUUAAGGUACCUGCUUUUGGGAAAGCUUUAUCUGGCUGUUCUCCAAGCUUAUUCGGACUAUCAGGUGACAGAUCACCGAAACAGGCAAUUCUUUAACAUUUGUGAAAUUAUGGAUAUCACUGGCAAGAAUCCAGGUGAACCAAAUUCUGGAGCUCCCUCCCUUUUCCGUCAUCCCCGCGGUUUACAUGAAACUAUUUCACGGAGAAAGAAUUGCAUCAAUUUCUGUCCUCCUCCGUCCUCUCCCUUUCUUAUAAUUCCUGUUCUGCCCCCUAUAGUAUUCGUAACUUAACUGCCCUCCAUGACUUCAAAGUUGCUCUAAAAAACCCAUCUCUUUCUAAACUGUG